Messenger RNA from Molossus molossus (Pallas's mastiff bat), 272 nucleotides. RefSeq names its product cytochrome c oxidase subunit 6B1-like. Gene Ontology annotation, cellular component: respiratory chain complex IV; mitochondrion. The transcript has a single exon. Bases 12 to 272 code for a protein of 86 amino acids. NCBI's taxonomy places the organism in Eukaryota, Metazoa, Chordata, Mammalia, Chiroptera, Molossidae. The record is from RefSeq and is a predicted model, not a curated record.
GAGUCAGCAACAUGGCAGAAGACAUCAAGACCAAAAUCAAGAACUACCGGACUGGUCCUUUUGACAGCUGUUUCCCUAACCAGGACCAGACCAGGAACUGUUGGCAGAAUUACCUGGACUUCCACCACUGUAAGAAGGCAAUGACUGCUAAAGGGGGUGAUGUCUCUGUGUGCGAAUGGUACCGGUGUGUGUACAACUCACUUUGCCUUAUAUCCUGGGUGUUGGUAUGGGGUGACCACUGGGCAGAAGGCACGUUUCCUGGGAAGAUCUGA